This is a messenger RNA of Owenia fusiformis, 417 nucleotides long. Lineage: Eukaryota; Metazoa; Annelida; Polychaeta; Sabellida; Oweniidae. The record is from the annotation of a GenBank genome assembly.
AUGGAGAAAAUCAUUUUUAUUCUGCUAGGAUUGUGCAUUGUAGGAGCUUUUGGAGAGGAUGAUGAUCCCUGUGUGUCCCACAGCCUGUUGACAAACAAUGGUGAAAGAAGUGCUGGGGUGAGGCUUGAUGUGGACACUCGGCCACCAUUGUCAGACAAACAGGCACUGAUUCCAGGGUGGUAUCGUGUUAACUCUCCAGGCGGCAAUGAAAUCCCCAAUAUGUGUGUGGACCUCAAUUACUGUAGUACCAACUUUCCUAUAUGGAUGAAUGAUGUAAGGACAUCGUUCCCGCCAAACAGGGUAGUUGAUAUAGAGGGCUGUGUUCAUACCAGAAAUGGUUGUUGUGGGGAGAAACUCCGACUGAAGGUUAAGAACUGCAGAGAUUUUAAUGUCUACAAAUUGGUGAAACCACCAGGC